CAGCAUCCUUUCUGAGGCAUUCGCGACUACUUCCGGAUAUCGCUGAUCAAUGAUUCUGUCACUUGUGUGACAUAAAACACUUUUGAGGUGUUUACUUUUUGUUGUCAAAGAUGUCGUACAACUACGUGGUCACUGCCCAGAAACCCACUGCGGUCAACGCCUGCAUCACAGGCCACUUCACCUCUGCAGAGGACCUUAAUUUGCUCAUAGCGAAAAACACACGGCUGGAAAUUUAUGUUGUCACAGCAGAGGGGCUGCGCCCCGUCAAAGAAGUUGGCAUGUAUGGCAAGAUAGCUGUCAUGGAGCUCUUCAGACCAAAGGGGGAAAGCAAGGAUUUGCUCUUUAUUCUCACUUCCAAGUACAAUGCCUGCAUUCUAGAAUAUAAACAAAAUGGAGAUACCAUUGACAUCAUCACCCGUGCUCAUGGAAAUGUACAGGAUCGCAUUGGACGGCCAUCGGAGACUGGCAUUAUUGGCAUUGUUGAUCCAGAAUGCACUAUGAUCGGGUUGAGGCUUUAUGACGGGUUGUUCAAGGUGAUACCUUUGGACCGAGACAACCGGGAAUUGAAGGCCUUCAACAUCCGUCUGGAGGAACUACAAGUCAUUGAUGUUCAUUUCCUGUACGGCUGCCAGGCCCCAACUGUGUGCUUCAUCUACCAGGACCCCCAGGGUAGACAUGUGAAGACUUACGAAGUUUCUCUCCGGGAGAAAGAGUUCAAUAAAGGCCCGUGGAAGCAAGAGAAUGUUGAGGCUGAAGCAUCCAUGGUCAUUCCAGUACCAGAGCCUUUUGGUGGCGCUAUAAUAAUAGGACAAGAGUCCAUUACCUACCACAAUGGAGACAAAUACCUGGCCAUCGCACCACCUACAAUCAAGCAAAGCACUAUUGUCUGUCACAACCGAGUGGAUCCCAAUGGCUCACGAUAUCUGCUUGGAGACAUGGAGGGACGUCUGUUCAUGCUGCUGCUGGAGAAGGAGGAGCUCAUCGAUGGCACUGUGGCCUUGAAGGACCUGCAUGUGGAGUUGCUGGGAGAGACUUCAAUUGCUGAAUGUUUGACCUAUCUGGACAAUGGUGUGGUCUUUGUGGGCUCCAGACUGGGCGACUCCCAGUUGGUCAAGCUUAAUGUGGACAGCAAUGACCAGGGUUCAUUUGUGGCUGUGAUGGAGACCUUUACUAAUCUUGGGCCCAUUGUCGACAUGUGUGUGGUGGACCUAGAGAGACAAGGCCAGGGCCAGCUAGUGACUUGCUCUGGUGCAUUCAAAGAGGGCUCGCUGCGCAUCAUCCGCAAUGGCAUUGGCAUUCAUGAACAUGCCAGCAUUGACCUGCCAGGAAUCAAAGGUCUGUGGCCGCUCCGCUCAGAGGCAGGCAGAGACACUGAUGACAUGCUGGUGCUGUCUUUUGUGGGUCAAACACGAGUGUUGAUGCUGAGUGGAGAGGAAGUUGAAGAGACAGAACUUCCAGGCUUCGUUGACAACCAGCAGACAUUUUAUUGUGGAAAUGUUGCCCACCAGCAACUGAUUCAAAUCACAUCAGGCUCGGUGCGCCUGGUGCUGCAGGAUAGCAAAGCACUUGUCAGUGAAUGGAAGGAGCCACAGGGAAGGAACAUCAGUGUGGCUGCUUGCAACCACACACAAGUAGUUCUUGCUGUGGGGCGCGCUCUAUACUACCUCCAGAUCCUGUCUGGAGAACUCAAACAGAUAAGCACAACAGAGAUGGAGCACGAAGUUGCCUGUCUGGAUAUUACGCCUCUUGGGGAGGCCGGUGGCGAGUCCCCUCUCUGCGCUGUGGGACUCUGGACAGACAUCUCUGCACGCGUUCUGAAACUGCCCUGCUUCACAGCCCUGCAUAAGGAAAUGCUGGGAGGAGAGAUCAUCCCUCGUUCCAUCCUAAUGACCACCUUUGAAGGCAGCUACUACCUGCUUUGUGCCCUUGGGGAUGGCGCUCUCUUCUACUUUGGUCUCGAUCUUCAGACAGGUGUCCUUAGCGACCGCAAAAAAGUUACCCUGGGCACCCAGCCCACCGUGCUGAGGACCUUCAGGUCUUUGUCCACAUCUAAUGUCUUUGCCUGUUCCGAUCGACCCACCGUCAUUUAUUCCUCGAACCACAAGUUGGUGUUCUCCAAUGUCAACCUCAAAGAGGUCAAUUACAUGUGCCCGCUAAAUUCUGAAGGCUACCCAGACAGUCUGGCUCUUGCCAACAACAGCACUUUGACUAUUGGCACUAUUGAUGAGAUUCAGAAACUUCACAUCCGAACUGUUCCGCUCUAUGAAUCUCCCAGGCGGAUUUGUUAUCAGGAGGUUUCCCAGUGUUUCGGAGUCCUUUCCAGUCGGGUGGAGAUUCAGGACGUGAGCGGCAACACAUCUGCCGUGCGCCCCAGUGCAAGCACUCAGGCUCUGUCCAGCAGCGUGAGUUCGAGCAAGCUCUUCCCCAGCAGCACCUCUCCCCAUGAGACGUCCUUCGGUGAGGAGGUGGAAGUUCACAGUCUUCUAGUUGUGGAUCAGCACACUUUUGAAGUUCUACAUGCCCACCAGUUCCUCCCGAGUGAAUACGCCCUCAGCAUGGUCUCCUGUCGCCUUGGUAAAGACCCGUCAGUCUACUUUAUUGUUGGUACCGCCAUGGUGUACCCAGAGGAGGCUGAGCCAAAGCAAGGACGCAUCGUUGUUUUUCACUACACUGAUGGGAAGUUGCAAACAGUUGCUGAGAAGGAGGUGAAAGGAGCUGUCUACUCGAUGGUGGAGUUUAAUGGCAAACUGCUGGCCAGCAUCAACAGCACAGUCCGCCUUUAUGAGUGGACAGCUGAGAAGGAGCUCAGGACCGAGUGCAACCACUACAACAACAUCAUGGCUCUGUACCUGAAGACAAAAGGAGAUUUUAUUCUGGUGGGAGACCUGAUGAGGUCCGUUCUGCUACUGGCCUACAAACCAAUGGAGGGUAACUUCGAAGAGAUUGCUAGAGAUUUCAAUCCCAACUGGAUGAGCGCUGUCGAAAUUCUGGACGAUGACAACUUCCUGGGUGCAGAAAAUGCUUUCAAUUUAUUUGUCUGCCAGAAAGACAGUGCCGCCACCACGGACGAGGAGCGACAGCAUCUGCAGGAGGUCGGCGUCUUCCACCUCGGGGAGUUUGUCAAUGUCUUCUGCCAUGGAUCAUUGGUGCUACAGAACCUGGGCGAGAGCUCCACUCCCACUCAGGGCUCGGUUCUCUUCGGCACUGUCAACGGAAUGAUCGGUCUGGUCACCUCCUUGUCCGAGAGCUGGUACAGCCUCCUCCUGGACCUGCAGAACCGCCUCAACAAGGUCAUCAAGAGUGUGGGGAAGAUUGAACACAGCUUCUGGAGGUCUUUCCACACGGAGCGGAAAACGGAGCAGGCAGCCGGAUUCAUCGAUGGCGAUUUGAUCGAGAGUUUUCUGGAUCUGGGUCAAGCCAAGAUGCAGGAGGUGGUCAGCACUCUUCAGAUCGAUGACGGCAGCGGAAUGAAGCGUGAGGCCACUGUGGACGAGGUCAUUAAGAUUGUGGAGGAGCUGACCAGGAUCCACUAGCUGAAGAAGUGGAGAUCUCCAGGGACAUCCACGUGGGAGUUCCACAGCCUGCAGAAUUGUAAAUAAUUAUAAAUAAGCAGUGUGAGCAUGUUCGUCCUUCAGUUAACAGUCAUUUUUCAACUGUUGAAGAUGCGGUGCAAAGUGUUUCAUUCUUCAGUGAGAUAAGUGAGUAAAGCAUUCUCCAUCCAAGUCAGAGUGACCGGCCGUCGGUCGGAGUGUGUGCGUGUGUGUGGGUGCGUGCACGCGCCUUUUGGAUACCUGAAGGUUAUCAGAUCCUUCCCCGCUGUUUGUAAUGUGUCAGAAUCACUUUUAUGCCUGGAGAUGAGUUUCACCAUGUACACGCUACAACUUUGGGAAAAAAAAAACGACAUAGAUUUUUAGGUAUUUUGUCAUUGUGAUUUCUUUUAUUUGAAUAAAAUUUACUUUAGUGUCACCAAGUUGAGUGUUUUGUUUCCCUUUGACCGACAAUAAUAUUCUAUCACAUUACUGAACCUGAUGGUGGGAUCUGUUUUCUGCACUAAACUGAGGAAUUAAGAUGAAUUACAGCAAUUAUUUGGGUGUGUUGACCCCCAAGUGUCCAAGACUGUUUUACAUCAUUAUCAUUUAGAAGGCAAGUGUUUCUCUUUACCUUCACCCUUAUUCCUGAACAGCCACUAAGAUUCGAUCUGGAAGCAGGACUCUGAGUCACUUGAGGAGAAAGUAGGAGCCUGGUCCUGUCAGCUCGAGUCCUCUUGGUCCUCUGUGCGAUUAAUCUUGUGUCCAAAAGUCUCAGCUAAUAAAUCAAUUAUGACAGACACAGAUAGUGUUCAUUCAAGGUCAGAUGUAAAUUCUAGGACGUAAACAUGCAUGGUAGCU
Synchiropus splendidus (mandarinfish) is the source of this 4388-nucleotide messenger RNA. It is a transcript of the gene ddb1, whose product is annotated as damage-specific DNA binding protein 1. Gene Ontology annotation, biological process: DNA repair; proteasome-mediated ubiquitin-dependent protein catabolic process. NCBI's taxonomy places the organism in Eukaryota, Metazoa, Chordata, Actinopteri, Syngnathiformes, Callionymidae. The record is from RefSeq and is a predicted model, not a curated record. Gene Ontology annotation, cellular component: nucleus; site of double-strand break. Gene Ontology annotation, molecular function: protein binding; nucleic acid binding. Bases 111 to 3533 code for a protein of 1140 amino acids. The transcript is spliced from 27 exons.